Molecule: messenger RNA, 5152 nt
Organism: Plodia interpunctella (Indianmeal moth)
Lineage: Eukaryota; Metazoa; Arthropoda; Insecta; Lepidoptera; Pyralidae
Exons: 5
Coding region: 179-628 (149 amino acids)
Source: RefSeq, a predicted model, not a curated record
UCCUUUAUUUGAUUGCAGUAUGCAGAAAUCUUGUAGCGCGUAAAUACAGAUGUGAAAGAAUUUGAAGGUAUUGAUUUUAGCCGAAAUCUUGGCAAAUUUGUGCUUUUCAUCAAUGAGACCUCAUGUGGGCCUAAUUUACUAAGCAUUAUUGUUGUGGCAUUUUUGUAACGACAUCUAGAUGUCCACACAAUCCAAGACAAUGCCUUCAAUCGACUUGAAAGUGUAUGUGCGUGUGGUGGCCCUCGUUUUCUCCAUAUCAGCAACAACUGCAUUUGUGUUUGCUCUGCUCCGUUUAUUAUAUCCAGAGUUUUUCUACCUAGAUCCUAUAGCUGGCAGUGAUAUAGGUAUUCAUUAUUUCAUAUCUGGGAUGAUGAUAGUGACCAGUGGAAUUGGCUUCCUAAACUCAUGCGUAGUGAUGCACCGCAGUGCUAUGCAGAAUGCAGGCCGGAACAUCACGACAUGGCUACUCCUAGACUCCCUGUUCGAGACGAGUCGUGUGAUCUACGUAUUUGUGUGCGAGAUCGUGCUGAAGGGCAAGGGCCCGGUGCAGUUGUACGAGUUGCUGGUCAGCGCGGCGCAGUAUUUGCUGGACAGCUUCCUCUACUGCCAGAUGAUUCUCAGACACUAACACAUGUUGAAAAUGUUCUCAAUUUGUUCCUGCGAGGAAACCCUGGUUCUUGGCAGUCCAGCGGCGGCGCGCGUCAGCUAAGACAUACUGAACCCUCGUAAUGUUAUGCCGGCUCCACACUAUCCGCGAACAGUUCGCCAAACUUUGUCGGACACGUAAUACAUUGCUGAUUUUACAUUGCGGUAAAUAAAAUCACUCAUACUAACUACGCAAUGUUCACGCAUUCGCGCCGGCAUGCGUCCGAGUUCGGCGAUAGUGUGUAGCAUACAUUAAGUAAAGAGCGGACAGUCAACUGCACAACAAGAUACUCACCAUGGACCUUAUGCAGUGGUGAUAACACCUAUUUUGCAAUGAUUUUGAGCUGGUUAUUAUGUCGGCAACGCGGUGACUUUUAUUAGGUUUCUAGUGUUCAUGAGGUGUUUGUUUACCAUCAGUCAACACUCAUACUCGUUGCCCACUGAGCUAUAAAAAAAGUUGAUAUUUCUUUCUGUACGUACAGACAAGUUUAUAUUAAGUUGGAUGUCUAUGGGGGUAAAUCGUUGUGCCGAUGUCAGUAUACUGUAAACUGAAAGUGGUGUUGUAAAAACACCAAUUUCUAUCAGCGGGUCGUAUGCUUGUUUGUUAGUUGUGUAAAUAUGUGGCGUUUAUCGAAGCAAUAUGUGCAUAUUACAGCCGAAUGUACAGUAAGGCGUGGGGUGAAUGACCUCACAAUUUUUUUAUUGCAUGGUAAGACGAAUUUUAGGCAAUUUUAAUUGUUACAAUGAUAUAUAAUAUAUAUAAUACAACAAAACAUUUUAAUAUAACAACUUUAAAUUAUAAUAGCGAGUAACUGAUAUUUGAAUAUAUAUUACAUAGUCGUACUAUGUACAACUCGCAUUGUUCGUUACGGAACUAAUAGGUAGUUAAAAUAAAAUACUUGGAACUAAGAAUUAGAUAAUUAUAUUUUCCUUUGUUCUUAUAAAUUGGUAGAUCGGAAAACAGAGAUCGAAAUCACAGGAAUAAACAAUAGAAAAAACUAGAUUUGUAGUGCGCGCGCAGGAAUCAAAUUUAAAUUAUCGUGUUCGAUAGCCAUUGGCUGGUGCGCGAGGGGUCGCGGGCGCGACGUGCCUAGUGUUGUGGUGUACUGGCGUAGACAGAUAUUAUAAUUUGAAGUUUUAAAUUAAAAUUUUUCGUUGUAUUAUAUAUAUUAUAUAUCUUUCUAACAUUUAAAAUUCCAGGGUCCACUUGCCUAUUUUUUCCUCAACUCUUCGCACUGCAUGUUGUUUGACCAUCAUUGGUAAAACCGCUUUUCGAGAUUACUCUAAAAUGCAGCAGCGUGUGAACAAAUAAUAGUAAAAAAUUAAAUAAAUAAAAUACUCAUACCAUACCAUACAUCGCGAUACUUACGAUUUUCUUUUAAAUUAUUAACAUCAAUAAUGAUUUAUUUCAUUAAUUGAAAAACGUAAACAACAAACUACAAAACUCCCUAUUGUGACGUUUUUUCCACAUGGAAAUAUUUUUCUGAGAAUGUGGAUACGAUACCCUAUUUACCAUUUUCGGCUUUAUAUAUUAUAUACCAUUUACCAUAUAUAAAAAAAUGUUUAGUAUGUGUCGGGCGAUAACCAUGCGCUCCCAAUACACUAACUGAAUAAUGACAGGAAGGCUAGACCAUUGAUCUGAUUCGCGUGACCUGACGCAAAAUUUAUUGGCGGGGAUUUAAUAGGCUAAAGACAAUGAAGUGACUUUUAUUUUAGUGACUUAUUAAAUGGUACACAUCUUCAUCAUCAGCUAUAUUACUGUCCCAACUGCUGGGGCACUGGCCUUCUUUGUGGACGGAUAAGGAAGAUGGGUCAUGACCCACCACACGGGCUCAAUGCGGAUUGGUUAUAUUUACUAUUAUUGUAGAUUUUUUCUAAUUUAUAUUUUGUCCCACGCCUUAUUCAUCCAUUGAAGAAUUUUAAAAGAAACAUGCAUUUACUUCAUUAAAUAGUAUAACGGCCUUAAUUAUGAUAAUAAUGAAAAUAUUUGCAGGUAUGUUUGUAAAUCUAUCUGUAUAUAGGCAAAGUAUUUUAAUAGAUCUGGAAUUUGUAUAAAAACAGUUCAAAAUCUCAUAUACGGACACACUUAGAACAAAAUAAAAUAAAAAAAAUGAUCCUACUUUUAUAUCUCAAAUAUGAUAUAGGCAUCUAAGCUUAAUAAAUUAAUAUUGUACAUAAUGAGCAUAAAUAUAUUAGCGAUAGCUUGUACAGUCAAUAUCAAGCUACCACAUGAUAAUCCAUGCAGGGUAAUUAAUAUGCGGUUGACUGUAAGUUUAUUUACUUUUUAUGGUAAUCAAAUAUCCAAACACAAACUAAGUGCUUCUGUUGACCGUUGAGUAUUGUCCAUUCGUUUCUAAGAUUGCCAUGUUAUCGCUAUGUCAAAAUUAUAGAUAAAUAAUGCCCAUGACUUUAUCUUAUAAUAAAAACGUUAAACAUAUUUUUUUUAAUUUGUAACGGCAGCGACGACGUUGCCAGAUUCCACUGUGAUCGAAUCUUAGGAUAAUAAACUCUUUAAAACAGGUAUUUAAAGUAUUUCUAAGAUUAUUUUCCAUUCCAAAGAUGUAUUUAUUUAUAUAGUUUAGCUGUGAAACUGCAUUCUGUUAGUAGAUUAUCUAGUAUCACGCGUUGCCUUUCUGUAUUAUUUUAUCACUAACCAAUAUAUAGUAUGAAUUUAAAAGGUAUUAUUUUUAGCUCAUCGCAUGAAGUGCACCUAUAUCAUUUAUAGUUGUCCCGCGGCUUCGCUCGCGUGGAAAUUCCUGUAUAUUCGCGCUGUACGGUUAGCGGUAAAAUAAUGCUGAAUGCGUAUUUUUGUUCCUUUUUAUACUUGUAUACGUUUUAGAAUUGUAUAGAUGGUAAAGUUUAUGGAAUCUACAAUUCUGAUAGGUUUAAUUUUAAAUAUUCACUAGUAAUGAUUCGUAGCAUUGUAAAUAUAUUUGUAACAUGGUUAAAAACCAAUGUUUGGUGUAUAUUGCACUGUUUUAAUUCAAUACUACGCCUCGGGACUAGGUCUCUAAAUUUAAACAUCAUGUAUAUUCCUCAAUAGCAAGUAUAUACUAGAGUAAAUCAUAAGUAAAUGUUUCGAACACAAUUUGUGUCAACACAAGAUAAUUUUAUGUAUAUAUGAUACUGUGUCUGCUCCCCUUCGAACGAUUUAGAUUUUGUGUGGAUAUAAAUUAAAAUACGUUCCGUCUAGCUGGUAGCCAUGUGAUUCUGUUUUGAUUGGUUGUCGAACCAAUUGUUGUGUAUAUUUAGAAAUCACAUAAUGGUAGUUGUGUAAUAUAUUUGUAGUAUCAAAAACGUAUACCAAACAUCAUAGAAUCAAGGUGCAUAUUCUGCUAACGUCAAAUCAUAACCGAUUUUCAAUGUAAACCAUUGAGAUAUGUACGCGCACACUAGCGCCAUCACAUUUUCACCUUGGCCAAAAAUAAAAAAUGUGUCGGUUGCGCUAGUGUGCCUUAAUAUGUAAUGGUAAGUUAAUAGAAUCCACAACCUAAUGUAUGCUUUUGUCUAGAUCGAAAUCGUUCUACCUGACAAGGCUGUGAUCUGUAGACACAAGUAACAGCAUUAUUCGUAUUAAUCAAAUUAUAUUGAUAUCUACCUUAUAGGUAUUUUGCAUUGUCUUUGUAGCGAUAAUUUUACUUAUUCGCUUCUAAUGUUAAAGGCAGGUGCAAACCUGAUGCGUUUACUUUGUAACGCAUGCGUACACGGAUACAUAAUGCCAUAAUUCCGUACAAUAAACGCGAUACGUAUUCGGUCUGCACCGGUCUUAAGUAGCGAUAUCUUGUUGGGAAAUGACAGAUAUUGCUGAAAAUAUAUACCUCAUUUCAAUAAAUUUCAGUGCAUUUCAAUUUCAAAGCCAAAUUGUAUUUUCUUGGUCUUUAUCUUCUGUAUUUACAUAAAUCAGGUUUUUUAUGGCAAUAUUUUAUUAAAUGUUAUGCCCACUGUCCACACAUUAGUUCGUCUAAAGCACUUCAUCUAAAAUCUUAAGUAUCGAUUGCAAAAUCGAAAAUUAAUUCCUAAAUUGUACUAGUCAAAAUUUAAAUUAUUAAUUUUAGGAAUUGUUGAAUCAAACAACAUAAUCUUUAGUUUUAUGUUUUAAUCAGUGAAUCUAUCAAAAAAUAUAAUGCGCACAGCUAUCAACACGUCAACAGGCUACCCACGGUGCUCACUACAACAAACUGUACAGGAUUCCGAAGGCACACGUAUGUACAAACCAUAGACAAAACAUUAGAAAUUAUUUAAAUGACAUUGCAAAAUCUUCAUUGAAAUGUGAGCUUUACGGCGUCCACUGUAGACACACUUUACAUUAGCAAGUUGGUAGACAGCUCCCUGUAAGAUCACGACAAUGUAUAACAUGUCUACAGACAAGGCACCAAAGCUUACUUUUCUAUGAACAAUUGUCGGGUUGGUGCGGUGCCGUAUAAGUCGGCUGUGAUCUUUUUCUUCUAGAGAUUUCGUUUGGACAGAAUAUUUAAAAGACAAAAAGAAAUUGCUUGAAAAUAAAAUA